UCAGCUUUAGCUUCUUUUGUAGAGGCGGAAACUGCCUUCGGGAGCAUGUGGUGCAGUCAGUUCGUUCGGUCCCCGUUUGUUCUGGGGCAAUGCAGCCCCUCGCGGGCACAGUCUGCUUUAGCCCAGCUCACGCGCCUGUUGGAGGGUGAGCUGGAGGGUAUCCGGGGUGCAGGGACCUGGAAGAGCGAGAGGGUGAUAACGUCAAAGCAAGGCCCGCAUAUUAACGUGGAAGGCAGCCGAGGAGAUAUCCUGAAUUUCUGUGCCAACAAUUACCUUGGACUUUCUAGUCAUCCAGAAGUUAUCCAUGCUGGACUUGAUGCUCUAGGGAAGUAUGGAGCUGGCCUCAGUUCUGUCCGCUUCAUCUGUGGAACGCAAAAUAUACAUAAAGAUCUGGAGAAGAAGAUUGCUCAUUUCCAUCAAAGAGAAGAUGCCAUUCUCUACAUCAGCUGCUUUGAUGCCAAUGCUGGGAUCUUUGAGGCACUUCUGACACCUGAAGAUGCAAUACUGUCAGAUGAACUGAACCAUGCCUCCAUCAUUGAUGGCAUCCGUCUGUGUAAAGCCAAUAAGUAUCGUUACAAACAUAUGGAUAUGCAGGAUCUGGAAGUCAAGCUGCAGGACGCACAGAAAUAUCGUCUACGGAUGGUAGCUACUGAUGGUGCUUUUUCCAUGGAUGGUGAUAUUGCCCCCUUAAAGGAAAUCUGUAGCCUCGCUCAGAAAUACAAAGCCUUUGUUUUUGUCGAUGAAUGUCAUGCCACUGGAUUUCUUGGGCCUAAUGGCAGGGGCACUGAUGAGCUUUUGGGAGUGAUGGAUCAAGUAACUAUAAUCAACUCAACACUUGGAAAAGCCCUUGGGGGAGCAGCAGGUGGCUAUACAACUGGUCCUAAAGCACUUGUGGAUCUUCUGCGCCAACGUUCUCGCCCUUACCUCUUUUCCAACAGCUUACCUCCUGCUGUUGUGGGCUGUGCCUCCAAAGCUCUGGACCUACUCAUGGAGAGCAAUGCCAUUGCACAGUCCAUGGCUGCCAAGACUUCACAGUUCCGAAGCAAGAUGGCAGCAGCUGGCUUUACGAUUUCAGGCAAUAAUCAUCCUAUUUGCCCUGUGAUGUUGGGUGAUGCCCGGUUAGCUUCAGUGAUGGCUGAUGAUAUGCUAAAAAGAGGCAUCUAUGUCAUCGGCUUCAGCUAUCCCGUAGUGCCUAAGGGUAAAGCCCGUAUCCGAGUACAGAUCUCAGCAGUUCACAGCGAAGAGGAUAUUGAUCGAUGUGUGGAGGCCUUUACUGAAGUGGGUCGUAAACAUGGAGCCUUGCCUUAAAUGGCUGCAGGAAAUGAACUGUGCCUUUCUGCAGCUGGAGCUAAGUGAUGCUACUUUGCUGUCAAAUAACUCCUUAGCAUUGCUAAGGACUGUGGAAGUUAUAGUUCCAAAUACCCUAGUUUACCUGCUCCCAUAAUAUGGACUACUUUGCAGUGGUUCCAGUGAGGUUAUAUUAGUUGAAGGCUUAUGUUUUUAAGAGCUGGAGUCCACUUCUGUGCAAGAAGAUUAAUAAUGGUUUCCUCUCCGGUGGUUGAAGGAAACCAGAGCCUAGAUAAGACAAGGGAAUUGGCUGCAUAAAAUACCCUGUUCUGAUAUGUGUCUUUAGGUCAUGCCAUUGUGGCUCCAUUUUACCCUGUUGUUGCUGAACUUAAGCUAGAGGAAGGAAAGGGAGUGGAUGACCUUUUUCCUUUUCAUCCUUGCACAAAUUUCUCUAACUGGAAGUAGUUUCUUCAGAUUGAUCACUAGAGGGCAUGUUUGUAACUCUUGCAUCAGGGACCCCAAGGCAGCAGAACAUACAUUGCACUCGUUUAUUGCUUUUCAUUAUGAAAUCGCAUCAUUCUGAUAUAUUCAUUGCUCUUGCAAUUUACCAAAAAUACUAACAGUUCAAACAAUUAUCUGGUUCUCUGUAUUUUAAUAGCCCACUUUGCAUAAAUAUUGAAUUAGAAGUGGGAAGUGGGGGGAAAAGGUUGUGCUCUAGAUGGGGCAAUGGAUUUAGAGUAUAGGUAUGUUUGAAAUGGGGUGAGGCUAAAUUUGACCUUGCUGCUUUCCCAUCCAUAUAAGAUUACCAUAUCUGGCCUGUAAAAAUCUGGACAGCCACUAGAUGACAGCGGAGAGAUACAGUACUUCAACUCUUGACUCCAAUCUAAUGACUGUCUGGAUUUGUGUAGCCUGGAUAUGGAAGCCUACUAGCACAAUCCACUGUUAACAUUAGGAAAUAAAGAAGUUAGGGUUCCCUUCUGCAAAAUCAGACUGGCAUAAUCUCAAGGAUUCAAAGAUAUAUCUUAAAGCGUUGCAGUUUGUUUUUCUUUAAAAAAAAACAGUGUUGACCCCUCACUAAAUUAGCGUAAACCCAAACUGGUUUUUUUGUCUUAGGUGAAAAUAAAAUCUCUGCCCAUCUCAUGCUAUGUACAGGGAUGGUGGCAAGAGGUGAGCCAGUUGUAUUUGACUGAAACCACUCAUUCUGUGUAAUCGAUGCAUUAUGUGAGAUACCUUUGGGAAACCCUUGGGAAAGACAGGAUAUAUGUGCCUUUCUUAUUUCUCACAAAUCUCCUGCAAUGAUGAUGAUUCCUACUCAAGACAUUUCCCAGUGACACCUCUUGGAUUUGGUUGUCCUGAGCAACAGUGAGCUGAAUAGGAAAGAAACAGAUAUGAAAGUGUUUUUCCUUCAUCCUCUCCAUUAUGGCAGUCUUCCAGUUCAUAGUGUGUUUAUUGAGUGGAAGUGGACAUGGAUAGAGGAAAUGAACACUUUAAAAAAGAUGACAAAGUAGGACACUCACAUAUAAUUUGCCAGUGUUGAUAGGAUAUAAUAGCAAAAUUAGAAUUUGUGUGUAUGCCUUUGAGGCAGCCUUGGCUCCUGGCAACUAUCUGAACUAGUCCCUGCAGUUUUCUUGGCAAGAUUUCAGAAGAAGUGGUUUGCCACGGC
Messenger RNA from Python bivittatus (Burmese python), 2950 nucleotides. It is a transcript of the gene GCAT, whose product is annotated as glycine C-acetyltransferase. Gene Ontology annotation, biological process: L-threonine catabolic process; biosynthetic process. The record is from RefSeq and is a predicted model, not a curated record. Gene Ontology annotation, cellular component: mitochondrion. Gene Ontology annotation, molecular function: glycine C-acetyltransferase activity; pyridoxal phosphate binding. Lineage: Eukaryota; Metazoa; Chordata; Lepidosauria; Squamata; Pythonidae.